GCUUCUCGCAAGAGCUGUUCACCCUCGUAGGUAUCUGCCAUCUGGGCAGCCAUGAGUGGCAUCAAUCAGCCUGACAGGAAUGAUGUGUGGAUUCUCGAUGAAAAUGAUAAGCCUUUGACUAUCACAGAGGAUCCAAAGAUCCCAAACGCUGCUACUAUUAUGAUGAAGAAGCAGGAUCAUACUAUGGGGAACAUGAUCCGAGCCCAACUUCUCCUCGACCCUUCUGUUCUCUUUGCCGGCUACAAAGUCCCUCAUCCUCUCGAAAACGACAUUCUCAUCAAAAUCCAGACCGACGAGAGGUCCAACCCUGCCGAUGCUCUGAAAAGAGCCUGUACCCUUCUCAUCCAGCAAUUGACCGAAGUCAAAAGACAAUUCUCUCAACAGGCUCAACGGAUAGAAAUGGGUCUUGCCCCUGAAAACAUUGCACCCCUCGCUUCGCAAACCGGGGCAGGUGUGGGAGCAGCGGCAUACGAUCCUUAUGGAGAUGGAAUGGGGAUGGGCGGGGCGACGCAGGGUCAAGACGUGUAUGAUUUUUGAUUUGGGACGUAACAUUCUGUUGUAUGCAUUUUCUAUUUUUGGGAUUGAGAUCGGUCAUGAAUUCUUCAAUUCCCGCUUCCCCGUGCCCGAUCUGAAAUGGAUGCUGAUCUUCCACUUCCUCUUUGACAGUAGGAAGAAUCAUGAGGCGAUGAGAUUAAGGUCCUGAGCUAACCAAAAGAUAUGUUUCCGGAUUC
Messenger RNA from Tremella mesenterica DSM 1558, 731 nucleotides. RefSeq lists its product as uncharacterized. The record is from RefSeq and is a predicted model, not a curated record. NCBI's taxonomy places the organism in Eukaryota, Fungi, Basidiomycota, Tremellomycetes, Tremellales, Tremellaceae. The transcript is spliced from 4 exons. Gene Ontology annotation, biological process: transcription by RNA polymerase II. Gene Ontology annotation, cellular component: RNA polymerase II, core complex. Bases 52 to 537 code for a protein of 161 amino acids. Gene Ontology annotation, molecular function: protein dimerization activity.